AUGUCUCUGUUUGUCCAAAAUGCCUGGCCGUCGUCCUACUCGGUGUGGUUCAAGUCUCAAGUGCCUCAAAUCAUUGGACCGAUCCUGCUGUGGCGCAUCUGUCCCUCGUACGACAUGUAUAACCUGCUCGGGGCAAACUACAAACCAACCGAGCUACAACUUUCUGUCCCGCAUUCGGCCGUGAUCGACUGGGUCCCGUAUUCGGAGCUGCGAGAUAAGAUCAUCAUGUACUACAACCAAUCGGUGGUCCUGGACAGACUGCUGUGCGACAUGAUGAACUCGUACGUGAUCGAGGUGCCGGACCUCGCUCAGAUCCUGCCCCAGGCUCCACGCGGCCGGGCUUACUUUGGAAUAUGGAACAUCUUCCGCGCCAUCGACGUGGCCUUUGAAAACCAAAACAACAACAGCCGCCGCAGCAAGUCAGGCCGGUCGCCCAGUUCGGCGCCUGCCACGGCAGACUAUGCUAACCAGUCGGCCGAUGAGGGCAUGCUCAAUGUCGAGGAUCCGUGUGGUAUAUAUGCCGAGUUUGCGCUGAGCGAGCACGCUGGCUCGCCACCAGCCGGGGGUGUCUCCGGGAAGGAAGACGAUUACGACCAUGCCGCCGCCUCCUCAUCAUCGACCUCAGCUUCGCAUUCGGGUGGUGGCAAACCGUUCAACCUCGUCGAUAUCUUCACGACCCCGGCGUCGGUCCUCAAACUCUCACACGACAUCCGUCUCUACGCGAGUCGAUCGUGGCGGUUCGACCGCACCCUCUUCGACAAGUACCCCGAGCUCAAGUUUGACGGGUACGAGAAUGUCGUGGCCCAAGGUCGCUCGUGCCGCAUUCCCACAGCCCCGCCUGAUGGGCCAAUCGAAAUGACGGAGCAGACGAUGCAGAUAUACCAAAAGGCACUGGAGAAGUCGGUAUAG
Molecule: messenger RNA, 909 nt
Organism: Fonsecaea monophora
Lineage: Eukaryota; Fungi; Ascomycota; Eurotiomycetes; Chaetothyriales; Herpotrichiellaceae
Exons: 1
Coding region: 1-909 (302 amino acids)
Source: RefSeq, a predicted model, not a curated record